Molecule: messenger RNA, 1006 nt
Organism: Meloidogyne enterolobii
Lineage: Eukaryota; Metazoa; Nematoda; Chromadorea; Rhabditida; Meloidogynidae
Source: the annotation of a GenBank genome assembly
AAUGGAUUUACAACAACAGCAACAACAACAGAUGUUUUUAAAUGCUUGGAUUAGACCAACAUUAUUAUCUCCAACACCAACAAAUACAACAACAAUUACUCAACAACAACAAAAUAUUCUUCAAAAUAUUCCUGAACAUUUAAGAGGAAAUUCUUCUUCUUCUUCUUCUCUUAUUAUUAGACCACCUCAACCACAACAACACCAACAAUUAGUUAUUCGUCACGUCCCCCCUUCUAUACGUGUUUUUGAACCUUCAAUGUCCAGUCCAUCAUUAACAUCUUCCUCCUCUUCUUCAAUUCCUUUUUCUUCUUCCCCUUCAUUAAAUAAUUCAAAUAAUUUAAAUCCUCUCCUCCUCAAUCUUCACCAACAACAACAAUCAAUUCCUUCCCCAAUUUCAACAAAAAUACUUCAAAUACCUUCACAACAACCACAACAACAAUAUCCCCCUCAACAAUUUGAUCAAUUAGUUGCUUUAGCACAUUUUCAACAAAUGUUGGAAAGAAUAAAAGCUUCAGAAACAGCCAAAGCUUCUCAAUUAUUAGAGAAUAAUUCGCAAAAUUUUGGUGUAAUUCCAACUUCUGCUUUUAAAUUAGUUAAUAAUUCAAUACAAAAUUCUGAAUUAACUACAAUAAACAAAACUUCCACUCCUUAUUUUUUAUCUGAAGAAUCUGUGCUGCAACAACGUCAAUUAGAGCCAAAACAACAAAAAAUUGAAUUAAAACACCAACAACAAACAUCCCAACAACAAAAGCAACAACAACGUUCCCCUUCUUCUUCAUUACAAAAGAAUUUUACCCCAACCCCUUCAACAAGUGCUGAUGAACUUUUAGGUCAGGCAAUAAUUAAAUUAUUACAACAACAACAACAAACAAAAGGGGAAAUAACAGAAAUAAAUGGAAAUAAUAAUAUUCAAACAAAUAUUGAAGGUAAUUUUUUUUUAUUUUUAUUUUUUUUUCUAAUAAUUUAUGAAUUUUAUUUGUGUAAAUAUAUUCUCAGGAAAAAUUAA